Molecule: messenger RNA, 264 nt
Organism: Fusarium pseudograminearum CS3096
Lineage: Eukaryota; Fungi; Ascomycota; Sordariomycetes; Hypocreales; Nectriaceae
Exons: 2
Coding region: 1-264 (87 amino acids)
Source: RefSeq, a predicted model, not a curated record
AUGUCUCUUCCUACCUUCUCUGAUUUUGAGUACGGCGAUUCUAUCCCUGAUGAUGAUUGGGAAUAUAACGUUCCGCCGCCUCCGCCUACACCUGUCCCUGCUUCAAGGCAAAAACGGGGUAAAGGAUGUCCACCACCAAAGUCCCGCAGGAGAUUACAAAGGGAAGCCGCCCGCAGACUCCGCAUCCUAGACGAGAUGGACCGUUUAGCCCAAUUUGGCACGGAAUGCUGGUAUUGCCACAUUCUGGGACGUGCUCGCCGUUGA